Molecule: messenger RNA, 584 nt
Organism: Spodoptera litura
Lineage: Eukaryota; Metazoa; Arthropoda; Insecta; Lepidoptera; Noctuidae
Molecular function (GO): protein dimerization activity
Source: RefSeq, a predicted model, not a curated record
AUGGAUUUCUUCAAGGUAUCAAAGAGCCCGAGCCAACAAUCGGGAGCCACAGCGACACCUCGACCGAGACGCGGCAGACCUAGCGGCGCAAACCGAACUCCUCUGUCACUGCAAGAAAGACGUGCACGCAACGCUUUCUAUGAACGGGAGCGGCGUGAAAACAUCUCGAAGGCCACAGAGGAACUUAUUACGGUUUUAGGGUGCGCAUCGAAUACAUCGCUGGGUGAUCUCCUCGGAUUGGCUGUGACGGCAAUCAGCACCGCAAAAGAAGAACAAAAAUUAAGGGAAAUUAAUAUAAAAUUGAAGGCCCAACUUGCCAGUUGUGUGGAGAGGUUAGGAUUAGAAUACAUAAGCGGUGGCAAAGAGAAGGUGGAGCUGGAUGAACCUAAUAAACGGAAACGUAAACUGCCAAAACAGUUACCUGCACCGCCACAACCAGAACCAGAGGAGACGGAGGAAAUUGACGUAGCUGCUCUUUUCUCCCAAGAUCAAUUGCAGCUGAUAUACGCUGCAAUUGACGCAGACAUUUCCUCCUCGGCGGUGACUUCACCACCGGCAGAGGUGCUGCAGCCACCGCCAUGACC